Molecule: messenger RNA, 777 nt
Organism: Rotaria socialis
Lineage: Eukaryota; Metazoa; Rotifera; Eurotatoria; Philodinida; Philodinidae
Source: the annotation of a GenBank genome assembly
AUGGCAGCUUUACAACAACAUUGGAAAAAUUUAAGUGUUUCACUAGCUAAUGCUACAUUAACUAUUUCUAUGAAUAGACCUAAAGUUAAUGCAAUGUCUAUUGGAUUACUCAGUGACCUUGAACAAGCUUUUGAUCAUGCUUCAAAAAAUGAUCAUAUUAAAGGUGUUCAUCUACGUUCUAAUUUUAGUUCGACAUUUUCUGCUGGUCUUGACCUUUCUGAUGUGUAUGAAAUAUGUGUUAAACGUCAUCGACCAACAAUUGAUAAACUCGUCUCCGAUACAAUUAACCGUGGUGCAACAGCACCUCUUCGUUGUUCAAAACCAGUUGCUUGUUCACUUGAUGGUCAUGCUAUUGCUGCUGGCAUUGUAAUUGCUCUUGCAUGUGAUUAUAUUGCUAUAGGUACACGAAAACCAUUUCGCAUUGGUGUUACAGAAUUACCUGUUGGGGUACCAUUUCCUACGAUACCAUUGGAAAUUAUGCGACAUCAACUUGAACCACAGCUUGCUCAUCGAUUAAUAUUUGAUGCAAACAUUAUAUCAUCAAAUGAUUUUUCAAUUCGAUGUGAAAGAAGUGAAACACCAGAUGAUUUAUCACGAAAAUGGUUAAAAAUGAUGUGUGAAAGACCAUUGAAAGGUUUUCAAAUAACGAAACAAAAAUGGUGGUCGAAUAUAAUUAAACUUAUUUCUAUUGAUGAUGAACAAGAAAAAAAAGACUAUUUUGAUGCAAUAACUAGUGAAGAUUGUCUACAAGCUAUGAAACAAGCACUCAAAAAAUAA